Messenger RNA from Zootoca vivipara (common lizard), 5811 nucleotides. RefSeq names its product BARX homeobox 2 (gene BARX2). The record is from RefSeq and is a predicted model, not a curated record. Lineage: Eukaryota; Metazoa; Chordata; Lepidosauria; Squamata; Lacertidae. Gene Ontology annotation, molecular function: DNA-binding transcription factor activity, RNA polymerase II-specific; DNA binding. Gene Ontology annotation, biological process: regulation of DNA-templated transcription.
UGGAGGUGGGGAAGGCAGAGCUAGAGAGACAGAGACUAGCAGGGAGGCAGGCUGGGUGCGGGCGAGAGGGAGCCACAGAGCCAGGCGCAGCUGGAAGGCGGAUCCCGGGAUCUCCUGGCCAGGCCUCCUCUCUCUCUUUUUGGCUAGAGCUGCCAGCCUCCGCCUAUCCCCCAGUUCCGGCCAAACUUCGCUCCCCUUCCCCAGCGCGGUUCGCUUUCCUCCGCCCUCCUCGCCGCGCUUUCCUCGGGGACUCCUCGCUCGGCGCUCCAGCCAUGCACUGCCAAGCCGAAGCCCGGCUAGCUCCCCCGGGGCCGCUGAAAGCAGCCAGGCGGCGCUACAAGACUUUCAUGAUCGACGAGAUCCUGUCCAAGGAGACGUGUGAUUACUUCGAGAAGCUCUCGCUCUACUCCGUCUGCCCGGCGUCGCUCAUCGUCCGGCCCAAACCCCUCCACUCCUGCUCCGGCUCCCCUUCUCUGAGGGCCUAUCCUCUCAUCUCUGUCAUCACCAGGCAGCCCUCGGCCGUCUCCCACUUCAUCCCUGCCGCCGGCACUUCCCGCGUCCUCUCGCCACAUCCGACGCCGGGGAGCACCUGCUCAGAGACCCAGGCCAGCGAGACCCAUGGGAGCAGUGAGUCGGAGGCGGAGCAGUCCGCACCCCGCUUGAAGAAGCCUCGCCGCAGCCGCACCAUCUUCACGGAGCUGCAGCUCAUGGGGCUGGAGAAGAAGUUCCAGAAGCAGAAGUACCUCUCCACUCCAGACAGGCUGGAUCUGGCUCAGUCGCUGGGCCUAACUCAACUUCAGGUGAAGACUUGGUACCAGAAUCGCAGGAUGAAGUGGAAGAAAAUGGUCCUGAAAGGUGGGCAGGAGGCCCCCACAAAACCCAAAGGCCGCCCCAAGAAAAACUCCAUUCCCAGCUCCGAAGAGAUCGAAGCAGAGGAGAAGAUGAACAGCCAAGCUCACCAGCCGGCUUUGGAGGAAAACCAGGCCACGGAAGAGUGUGGGUUGACUGGGGAGCCAUUGGAUGCCCCCUCAGAGACAGAGGAAUCUCCUAAAAACACAACUGAAACCACCCCUCUGGGAGAAACUGCAUCGAGUUAAGAGAGAGAGAGAAAAAGAGAGAAAGCUCCCCACACUUCCCAAAAGGACAAUGUACAAACUGGAGGCGUGCACACUUUGUGCCUUAUGAAAUCGAACAGUAUGGGUGGGUCGCUGUGGAGCAAAGAGACCCCUUGUAGACAGCAGCGACAGUUUCCUUCUUUCCAAUGCAGUGUGUACAUCCUCCCCACAGAUAGUGGGGCCUGAGCUCUCCUCCCAAAGAGACUGCAUGCUUGCAAAUCUGAGACUUUGGAAAUGCCCAGGGAGCUGGGAGGAAGAGGCUCCUUAGCGAAUGGCUGCCAGAGAAAACGGUCCCUUUUUGUCUUCCUCCUUAUUAUCCUCAGCUGUGAAAUGGGUUCGGAGCAGUGACUGCCAAACAAAGCAAGAGGUCCUUUGUUGUUGUUGUUGUUGUUCCAACAUGGCAUCCUCCUGCAACCAGUCCUUAAUUGGGAACGGGCGAAAGCAAAGGUGUUUUUAACAGGGGUGUUUGGGAAUCUGGGAUGUUUACGCUCCAGCGCCACAAAGAUCAGAGGUGGGUGAGGGAGAUGCAGGAGCAGAUUCUCGACUUCCUCGAGUUGCUCUCUGACUUGGAGGGCUUGGCAGCACCAGUGGCCAAUAGGGGCAAGAAUGAAGUGGUGGCAGGGGGUGGGCAAGAGGCUGGGGGAGCAGCAAGAGUUGUGGGAUGUUUGGUUCAUGGUGGAUGUGGAAGUUGCACUGGCUGAGGCAGGGGCAAGCAGGUAGCCCUGCCUGUAGCCACCCAGAGCUCAGUGGUGGCAGUACAAACCUCUGGCGCACAUGGAAGGGAAGGUGGUAGCUCAGUGGUAGAGCAUCUGCUUUAAAGACAAAAGGCCUCGGGUUCAGUUCCUGGCAGCAUCUCCAGGUAAGGCUGGGAAGAUCCAUGCAUGAAGCUCUGGAGUGCCACAGAUAGUUAGCGUAGGAAAUCCUGACCUCAAUGAAGCAACAUUUGAACUCUCGGUAGAAGGGUAUGUUCCCAUGGCUGGCUUCCUUGUCGACAUCAGAAGAGGAGGCAUAUCUAAGAUCGGGUUGCCAUGUUUCCAAAAGUGAAAAUCCGGACACAAAAGUUGUUGAGCUUUUCUUUUCUUUCUUUCUUUUUUGCCCAAAGUUGUUGAGCUAUUUUUUAGGAAAGUUGCCAAAAGAUCAGCACUCUUGAUAUGGGCUGCCCCAGGUUUCCCCCGGAUGUCCCCCCCCCCAAAAAAAAUUCCACCUGCAUUCCAUUUUUGACAGACGAAUCCUGGCUAUGUCCGGGAAAUUCCGGAAGUAUGGCAGCCCUAAUCUAAGGACUUCCGAAGAGUGCUUUGCUGGAUCAGGCCCAUGGGCCACCUAGCCCAGCAUCCUGUUCUCACAGUGCCCAACCAGAUGCCUGCAGGAAUCCUGCAAGCAGGGAAAGACCACAAGAGCACUCUCUCAACAGCACAGCCAUUAUGGCUAGUAUCCAUUAGUAGCCCUCUCCUCCUCCAUGAAUCUGUCCCACCCCCUUUUAAAGCCACCCAAGUGAGUGGCCUUCCUUGCCUCCCGUGGGAGAGAGUACUCAAGUCAAAGUUUAUUUGGCCAUUUCAUCCACACAUAAAAAGGAAAUAAAAGUAUUCUGUUGCAUACUGUACAGAUUAUACAGAGCUACAGGGACCACCAAUUUAUACAAAUAUACGUUGAAAUGGAGACCUACACACAUAAGUUUCUAUAUUACAUUGCUGAUCAGAUUUUACAGUCCACCGUAUUGUCUUGGAGGAACGUUCUUCUCUGUUUUGGGGCUGCAGCUGCCAGACCUAGCUGAGGGAGUGGUUUAACUAUGUGCUGCAUGAAGAGGUGUUUCCUGUGCCCUGGAAGCAUGCAUGCACCAAGAUCUGGGCCACUACCAAAGACCAGCAAUUCGGGGCACCUGCCAAUGCCUGGACCUCUUCUGGAGGCCCACAACCAAACCCUAGCCUGUUCCUUCUGCUCUCAGUUGCCUGUUCAUCUGCCUUCUGAGUGUAAAAGCAGCGAGGGAGGGAAGAAGGGUCUGUUUCCUCUACUUGGCAGUGGCUUGGUUUGGGCCAGAAGAAAGAGGACUAGCAAAUGUGCCUUGGUGAAUCCGACAAGUCGAGCUCAGUAUUGUUUACGCUGGCCAGCUGUGGCUCUCUGGGGUUUCAGGCAGAGGACUCUCCUAGACCUACCAAGGAUCAAACCCAGCACCUUCUGCAUGCUAGGCAGCUGCUUUACCACUGAGCCGGGAGUGGAGCUGGGAGUUUGUGCAUUGAGACUCAUAUAACUGCAGUGAAAAGAGGGGAAAGGGCCAGGGAACUACAGGAGGGCUGUCUGCUGGCCACCUGUUCUUUGAUAGAACGCUGGGAGGAUGAUGGCAGGAGGUUUGGGGAGAAGAAUCUGGAGCAGCUCUUGCAUCUCCCUAAAGACACUGGGGCAAUAAGUUGAGUUUAAGUUGCCAUAACUGAGGGUUGAUUCACACUGUUUCAUGCUUGAUCAUUGAGCCUGGUCCACAUCAGGAAUGGAGAAUCAAGCUAUGUGCACACCAUAACAUUAAAGUACUUCCCCCACCCACCCAAAGAAUCCUGGGAACUGAAGUUCACCCCCCACGGAGUUAUAAUUCCCAGCACCCCUAACAAACUACAGUUCCCAGGAUUCUUGGGGGGGGGGAAACCCAUGGCUGUUAAGAUUUUACAUGUUGGAGGUGGGUGUGACCUGCCCCUUCCCCAGGGUGGUUUUUAACAAUUUGCUCCUUUUCCCUCAGGGAACUCUGGGAAUUGUAGCUCUGUAAGGGAGAUAGGGGGAAUCUCCUAACAAAUCUCAGCACCUUUGAGAAACUACCAUCCCCAAGAUUUUUGGGGGGGAAGCCAUGUAGUUGGUCCAGGAGAUGCAGAUAAAAUCAGUUUGCAUUGAAAUUUGCAAAGACCAUUUCCCUCAGUUAUCUGCAGUCUAUUUCUGCGGCAGAAUGAGGCAGGUCAGACAUGCUCGGAAAGGAUUUUAAAGUGCAAUCCUAUAGAUUUUUCAUUAGAAGUAGAACCCCACUGAGGUAAAUGGUACUUACUCUUCAGUAGGUGGGUAUAGGAAUACAACCCAAGUUUAACUAAUUUAGUCAGUUGAUUGACUCACCCACAAAAGUCUAAACAUGUUUAGUCAGCGGUAAACUCCAUUGAGUUAAAUGGGUUUCACUUGCUGAUGAGAAAGGGUUGCAACUUGAGAUGGGCAAAUCAAUCAACGUCACUUUCCCACUUUUCCAAUCUGAUGUUCAGUUCUUGACAUUUUCACAUCAGUUUGCAAUUAUUAUUAUUUUUUUAAAAGUCCUUAUGAAAAUUCAUCAGCACCUUAGCAUAGAUUUUUUCUAACAUAUGCAUGCUUCUGCAUGCAGUUUUGCCUAAUACACACCAGCAGUUUCCACUAUUAGAAAGCACUUUCGCAUGCGGUUUUCACCAACGUAUGCAUUUUGAUGCACACUUUACCUUAGUGUACACAUUUUAGUACAUUUAGAGAACAGGAUUGCAAAAUUCGGAGAAGUGUCGAAUUCAGAGGAUGAGUGCCUUUUUGUCCGUGUAUCAUUUUGAGAUGCAUGCAUUUGAUAAGGGCUGCCUUUAAAUGCAGACUGAACCAAAUUUAUCCUUCAUCCCUCCUUGUGGACCUAAAUGUUGCAGCAUCAGUAUUUAAAGACCAGUCUUUUUUUCCCCCAACUGAAGUUUCCAGAAAUAAGGUGUGAACUGAUUCUUAGCUCGAGCCCUUUGUGAAGCCUAUAUCAACCCAAGGGGAUUUUCGAUGUCUACAGCAACACCAGUGUUUUUAGCGCUUUGGAUACGUUGGUCUCCAGAUUUAUAUGGCACUUACUGUAGGAGCACUGAAAUAUCUGGGGGUGGCGGGGAGGAGAGCGAGCCACGGAAACCAGAAGAAAACUUUGCAGGAGGAGCAUUGCGUUUAUUUUCCAACCCUGUGUGCCAAGAUUAGAUAAGCAUCGUGUUUCCUAUAGUCUUGUUCGAGGGUGCAUUUUUGCCCAAAGGCUGCAAAGAGAUGUAUCAAGAUAACCUUUAUUUUUUAAUUAAAAAUAAAAUAUAUAAAUAAAGGAAUUCAGCGGAAUCUCUCUCUCUCUCUCUCUCUCUCAUCCAAGGUUCUGAGAACUGGGUUUCUUCCUCUGCAUUUUGCUGUCGCGGGGCCAAAAAGCCUGGGGGGUGGGGAAUCGAAGACCCUGCGCUUCCCAGGGACAAUUGCAACAACAAAGCCCCGAGAGAGCACACCAGCUCUUAGAUGUGUCCCUCAACCAGAAAAUUUGCAUUUAGGAUGGUUUAGGACCUGGCUCGGUCAUGGGAACACAAAAAGAGCCCUGUGUGAUGAGAAUGAAAGAUCCUCACAAGGUGGUGGGCUGUCUUUCAUUGGAGCCUUUUAAAGAGAAGUCGGAUGCCCGUCCUCUGUCUGGCAUUCUUUAGCUGUGAUUCCUGCACCGCACGGGGGUUGGACUUGAUGACCCUUGGGGGACCGUUCUAACUUUACCGUUCUAUGAAUCUAUGAUCCAGUUUGCACAGUGGCCAAGGGUUACUCUGGACAACUUAUUUACUGAGUGCGUCACACUGAGCAUUCUGAUUUCCUUGUGCAAAACCUGCACAGAGGUUAGAUUACAUCGAAUCUUUCUGCUUUUUUUUGUGUGAAAUCACCCCGAUUUGCUUCUCAGUAAUCAUUCCUUCAAUACACACUUUUCAACGCUUUUGCCCUUCACUUUCCUAAC